Molecule: messenger RNA, 2034 nt
Organism: Orbilia oligospora ATCC 24927
Lineage: Eukaryota; Fungi; Ascomycota; Orbiliomycetes; Orbiliales; Orbiliaceae
Exons: 2
Coding region: 1-2034 (677 amino acids)
Source: RefSeq, a predicted model, not a curated record
AUGACAGGCUAUGCGCGUGAAGAUGAAGUCGCAUCAGCAGCUGAUCUCGAAUCCGGUUCACCGCCGUAUUCAAGGUCAGAUUCCCCUUCGCCUGAUCAACCUCUGAUUUCCCGUCAACCUCGGAAUGAGAGAAACCGUUACAGAGAUGACGACGACAGUGCCCCUCGUCAAUCAAUUGAUUCAUACCAAUAUAGCGACGACAUUGAACGUCUAGAAGGGGACUCACAACGCUCACGCACUCGGUAUUAUAGUACUACGACUUCCACGAGUUUAAGAUAUAAGUCGAAGAAAUAUACAUCCGCGAUAGCGAGAUGGAUAAAAGGACCGGUUCCACCAGAAACUUUGAAAAUAAACCCAAUCUUCCCAGAUAUACAAGCAAUUCCUAUCAGGAUCCUCGAUAAUCUUUGUCCUAAAAAGCGUACAAAGAUUAUUGCCUGGUUGCUUGCUUGCGCGAUAUGGAUUACCGCGUUCGUUCUGGUCGUUCACUAUUCAUAUUUCGCUGGAGAUGAGAUGAUGUUGGGCUGUAGUACUAAUCUCUGGUCGAAGAAUAGCGGAUGUGGAAUCAACGGCAUCGAUUGUCGCUCUUUCGCUAAUUCAACCUUUAAAUUCCGUUGUCCAACCGAUUGCGGCUCCGCCAGAUUGUUGGAACCAUACACUGUUGGUACCCAACAACUUAACUACCAAUCACUGGUCGUGGGGGGCGGCCUACCUUCACUAGGAGUUGAUCCAGAAACCCGGUACUACCGCGCGGACUCCUUUAUUUGCCUUGCUGCCACUCAUGCCGACAUCUUACGACCCAACAAAGGAGGAUGCGCGCGUCUUCGCAAAACAGGGAUGCAGGCCGCAUUCCCAGGGUCGAUCUCCAGCGGAAUAGAAUCUGUUCCGUUUGACGCACCAUUCCCGUACUCCUACACGGUUGAAGGUCUUGAAGACUCUGAACCCUGCACCGACCUCCGAUGGACCGCAUUUAGUGUAACUUUGGUUUUCAACAUUAUCAUAUCCUUGUUUACGACAAAUCCCACGGUGUUUUUCUGGACUCUUUUCUGCAGUAUAUUCUGGGAAGUAGCCAUGGCAGGCGACCCGCCAGGUCAUGCCAGUCCAUACGACCUCAUAGCUAUUGGUGCGACCAGGUUCCUACCAACGGCAUUUGCCGCAUAUGUUAUAGAGCGGAUGGUAGUUCGUCGUACUCUUCGAGAUCUGAAUGCUCAAUUCGAAAAAACGGUUUUAUGGGUCGGUGCCUGUUGGUUCGGAGCGUUGAAUAACUAUACCUUUGACAAAUGGAUACCGAUCUCGAGACUCACACCGCAUGACUUAAAUCAACAACCCGGAGCCAAAGCUGCACUAGCAAUUAUCGUCAUAGUGUUGGUCGGUGUAGCUGUAUUCCAGGCUCUGCAUAUCAGAAGGGAAGGGAAUAUGCAAAAAUAUCUAUGGUUCUACGCCGCCGUUGCCGUCGGGUUGGGAUUACUUAUCGCCGUUCCUGGUGUGAAUUUGAGGAUACAUCACUACAUUCUAUCACUGCUUUUAUUACCUGGAACGAGGAUACAGACACGGCCGUCUCUUAUUUAUCAGGGGCUAUUGAUGGGAUUAUUCAUCAACGGACUAGCAAAAUGGGGCUGGGAUGGAGUUCUACAGACAAGUGCUGAACUGAGAGGGGACGCACUUCUUGGGAGCAUAUUACCCCAAGUCGAGAAUGUUGUCGUCAUGGCUGGAAACGUGACGAUAGGAUGGACAACUAUCGAGAAGCCCUGGGACGCAGUCAGCGUAAUCGUCAAUGACGUUGAGAGGUACAGGGGCAGCGAGAGUUCUGUUGUGUUACAGCGGCGGACUAUAGGGGAGAUUAUGCAGCAGAGUCUUUGGGAUAAUCCUGGGACCGAGAACUUGGCCGGGGACCAAAGUCCCUUCGGGAACGAAGAGGUAGAGAAGAUGUAUAUUCGGGUAGGAUACGUGAGAGGCAGUUUUGUAGGAGACUACACGAGGGCUGGAACGGUGUUUUCGAACGGUACUUGGGCUGAAAUGGAAGCGGGUGCUAGUUGA